AUCCCCUCUAUCGCACUUUUACAUUUUGGUGCGGAGUAUAUCGCAUUGGCACAUCCGCUGUGUUUUUCAUAUUCUCCUGGUCAUGCUGCGGUCGCCUCUCCGGGCUUGUGGUCCCCCAAGGGUGCACCGCUACUCUGUCCUCCGCUAUCGGCAUGCGCCAAACCCGCAGUCCCGUGGCAAUUGUCGUGGGUUUACAAACUCUUCGGCAACAUAUCCCACCCUUUCACAAUUCGACCGAUCAGACUUCACCAGUCAACCAUGGACUGGAAGCUAUGAAGCAGGAUUACCAACAGCCGGACCUCUUGGGUCUACUCCGGCCUUCGGAGCACCGCGGGUCACGCCGAGAUCCUUGAAGCAUUAUCUAGAUCAGUUCGUGGUGGGACAAGACCGUGCGAAGAGGAUCUUGAGCGUGGCUGUCUUCAAUCACUACCAACGAGUGCAAGAAUUGCAACGAAGGGAGGAGGAAAACGCGGAGUUACUGGCCAAGCGGGCACGCAGAGAAGCCCUUGAGCGUCAUCCAGUCGAGGACGAAUUCCCCGGUCAACAACAAACCGCUCCUCUCCCUCCCGAUGCGGAUCUAGCUGCACCUACGACGGCUCCAGUGGAACUUAAAGAGUCCUCAGAUUCAUCCCCGCUCCAGUUGGAGAAAUCAAAUAUAUUGCUAUUGGGACCAUCAGGUGUUGGGAAAACGUUGAUGGCAAAGACGCUAGCAAGAAUUUUGUCGGUCCCCUUCAGCAUCUCUGACUGUACUCCAUUCACUCAGGCUGGCUACAUCGGAGAAGACGCAGAUGUAUGCGUCCACCGACUCUUGGCCGCGGCGAACUACGAUGUCGAGCAGGCAGAACAUGGCAUAAUCGUUCUAGACGAAGUGGAUAAGCUCGCAGCCACAAAGAUCAGCCACGGCAAAGAUGUUAGUGGUGAAGGAGUGCAACAAGCCCUUUUGAAGCUCAUCGAGGGUACCACCGUUCAGGUUCAAGCCAAGCCAGAGAGGAGCGCUCCUCGCGGUAGCAACACAACCAACACAUAUCCGUCUCACAGUCCUCUAGGCAACAGCCCGUUCACCCCAGCAAGUGGAGGGCACCCGGCCCAAAAGGGCGAGGUCUACAAUGUUCGCACAGAUAACAUCCUCUUUAUUUUCUCCGGUGCUUUUGUUGGGUUGAACAAGGUUGUCAUGGAUAGGAUAUCCCGUGGCUCGAUCGGUUUUGGUCAGCCCGUUCGGGCUCAGUCAGGCUCAUCCGAGCGAUUAAGAGAAUCGGGCCCGGCGAACAAUCAGCCAAUUCCCAUCCUCCCAGGCUCGGAAGAGGAAGCACUCUACAAGAAACAUCUCCCGUUCUUCAGCUCCGCCUCAUCCGCAUCGCCUAACGGCGAGCCAGCCUACUUCAAUGCCUUGGAUCUUCUGAACCCAACAGACUUGCAGAAUUACGGAUUUAUCCCCGAACUAGUUGGCCGUGUCCCUGUGACAGCUGCACUAUCCACACUAACGACACCUUUGCUCGUCCGUAUUCUCACGGAACCACGCAACUCCCUUUUAGCACAGUAUACAACCCUCUUCUCUCUCUCUGGCAUCGAGCUCCGCUUCACCACCCCCGCCUUGCACAGAAUUGCUGCCAACGCCUUCACCAUGGGCACCGGCGCACGGGCACUCCGAACCGAGCUAGAGACGAUCCUCAGCGACGCGAUGUUCGAAACCCCCGGUUCGAGCGUCAAAUUCGUUCUGGUCACGGAGUCGGUUGCGGAGCGCCAGGAGAAGCCUAUCUACUUGUCCCGUGGCCAAGGUGGACGUUUUCAUUCCCUGAUCGCAGCCGAGGAGAGUAAAUGGGAGGAGAAGCUGCGGCGCGAGAAGAAGGCUAAAGCCAAGAAUCAUAAGCCCAAGUCGCCGUCUCCACCAGAAAUACAUUCCAUCUCGAAUUUCAAGGAAUACCGAACCAGAGCAGCUGGCUUCUGAUGGAAAGGUUGAUGCUCGCUCCCCUUCCCCGCUCGUGCUCGGUCAUUUCCUUAUCCCUAUGUCGUCAUUCUCUUUAUCGUAUCGGGCUCCCAUGCAGCGAUUGGUCGUUUUGGUUCGUUUGGUGUUGGGGUAGGGUUUUGCUCGGUUCUCUCAUACUAGUUUUCUGUUUUUUGUUUGUUUGUUUUUUUUUAUACUUCGCUGUGCUCAAACCUGCAAUCUUGUGAAUAUCAUGAUAACAUUUGUAACUCUUCCUUGCGGACGCUUAAAGCCACAGCUCAAU
This is a messenger RNA of Aspergillus homomorphus CBS 101889, 2225 nucleotides long. RefSeq names its product putative ATP-dependent Clp protease. Gene Ontology annotation, molecular function: ATP hydrolysis activity; ATP binding. Bases 83 to 1945 code for a protein of 620 amino acids. NCBI's taxonomy places the organism in Eukaryota, Fungi, Ascomycota, Eurotiomycetes, Eurotiales, Aspergillaceae. Gene Ontology annotation, biological process: proteolysis; protein catabolic process. Gene Ontology annotation, cellular component: mitochondrial matrix. The transcript has 2 exons. The record is from RefSeq and is a predicted model, not a curated record.